Molecule: messenger RNA, 1074 nt
Organism: Aphanomyces invadans
Lineage: Eukaryota; Oomycota; Saprolegniomycetes; Saprolegniales; Verrucalvaceae
Exons: 6
Coding region: 1-1011 (336 amino acids)
Biological process (GO): L-threonine catabolic process; L-serine catabolic process
Molecular function (GO): L-serine ammonia-lyase activity; pyridoxal phosphate binding; threonine deaminase activity
Source: RefSeq, a predicted model, not a curated record
AUGACACUUGAACGAAAGAGUGCGUGCGUGUACAUCAUGGCAUCGACGACCGCAAUGCACAUCGUUACCCCUGUGAUCGAGAGUCGCGUGCUCAGCCAUCUGCUCAAGAAGCGUGUUUACCUCAAGCUUGACAACACCCAGCCCUCUGGCAGCUUCAAACUACGCGGCGUUGGUCUUGCAUGCGAACGCGCCGUUCAAAAGGGAGCAGAGCAACUGGUCGCCAGCUCGGGUGGUAAUGCUGGGCUAGCUGUUGCUUGCAGUGCACAAAAGUUGGGGGUUCCAGGCACGGUGUUUGUCCCGGAAAGCACGCCAGCAUACAUGCGGGAGCGCUUGGCGUUGGAAGGUCUUCACGUCAAUGUCCAUGGCAAAGUAUGGGCCGAAGCCCAUGAAGCGGCGAUGCAGUUCCUCGACAAGGCCAACGAAACGUCCUCCGCGGCGUACAUUCAUCCAUUCGACCACGCCGACAUCGUGGAAGGGCAUGCCAGCGUCGUCACCGAGCUCAAGGCCCAGCUACCCACGCAACCUGACUUGGUCGUGGUGGCUGUCGGUGGCGGCGGGUACUUUGCCGGCGUUUGCCAAGGAUUGAAGAACCACGGAUGGGACUCAACUCACGUCCUCGCGAUGGAAACAACUGGCGCCAACAAACUCGAGCGAUCGAUGCAAGCCAAGAAAAAGGUCGCAUUGACCAAAAUUGACACAAUCGCAAAGUCGCUCGGGGCCAUGGCCGUCUCCGACACUGCGUACGCCUAUGCCAACGAAAUGCGUGUGCAUGCAUGCAGCGUCAGCGACGCCGAAGCGCUGGACGCGUGCGUCCGAUUUGCCAACGACCACAAGUAUGUGGUCGAACCAGCCUGCGGCACUGCUCUUGCCCCGCUGUAUACUGGCCGGUUGCGCGAGUUCCUUGGGGCCGACCUGGAUGCCAUCGACAGCAUCUGCGUGUUGGUCUGCGGCGGAUGGAUGACUCAAGUCACGGAUGACGCCCAAGUGGCUUUGCGAGCCGUGUUUGGAUAGUCGUAUACGUCCCGAAUGCAUACAUUGGAUUAAUUCAUCUCGUCGUCCUUGGUGGCCAACGGA